Messenger RNA from Pieris macdunnoughi, 651 nucleotides. Lineage: Eukaryota; Metazoa; Arthropoda; Insecta; Lepidoptera; Pieridae. The record is from the annotation of a GenBank genome assembly.
AUGGAGUAUUUAGUUAUAUUAUUGUUUGGUGUUCUAAAGGUAUCUGCGCAAUUCUACAACAUUAUCAGUGAAAACCCGAUAAAACCAGAAAAAUGUAUGGGAUCGGAUGAUAUUUUAUUAGUAAGUAUUGAAGAAAAUUGUGAAGCUAAGUUGGGAUUUGCUCUAGUAGACAUUCGUCGGGGGUACAACCCACAUACAGAUCGGCACUGUUGUAUUGUACCAGCAUUUUUUGAUCGCUUCGUGGUGCGAUCAUGUGGUGGCAUUACGGAGAUAUUUGAAGUUCACAAAAAGGAAGGAGUCGCUUUGGGACGGCGUCAUUUUGUUCCAGACUGCACUUUCUGGGAAUGCGUUUUAAAAAAAUACAAAAUGCUUAACGAAGACAAAACUGUUAGUACCGAAAAAUUUUACACGCACUUAGAGAAGUGGGCAUCGUUGAACAAGCCAUUUAGUACUCUAUUGCUGAGUGCGAAGAUUCACUGUAGACAAUACUUCAUAAUGUUUAUGCCGCUAUCCACUUGUGAAUUUUACAACUUUCUACUAUGCUUCCGAGAUUAUUUGAAACUAUAUGACUGUCCAGUAUUAAUACAAUCACAGAAAUGUUACGAAUGGAAGGAAUUCUUCGACGAGUGCAAACAAUAUUAUUUAAUGUAA